Molecule: messenger RNA, 462 nt
Organism: Fonsecaea monophora
Lineage: Eukaryota; Fungi; Ascomycota; Eurotiomycetes; Chaetothyriales; Herpotrichiellaceae
Exons: 2
Coding region: 1-462 (153 amino acids)
Source: RefSeq, a predicted model, not a curated record
AUGAAGGAGGACAAUCUGAAAUCGAACACUGAUGGAACCACGAAGCGCGAGUCAAGUGGUUCUUCUCGCAUCAAACCGAACGAGCAUCCUCACCCUGCUGUUGGGAAUGGAUCAUACCCGGCCGAGACAAUGAGGUCGUCUCUUGUUUGCAAUGAUGGAAGCUCGAUCUGCACUUCAAACCUCGAGUCAGGUUCGCAAGAACGCCAGUGUCAGUCUGCCGACAUAGCCCAAGCCAACGAUGAAGCGCUCAAGUACAUAGGCGCCUGGAGCGCUGUGCCGGGCUGUGGUGAAGGAGAAGCUGCGGACCGCAAUUCUUCCAGGACCUCCUCAGUAUCAACGUCUACUGGAGCCACGGGUGCCACUACCAGUGAUCAAAAGACGCAGGCUGGGGACGAACAACUUACCCGAGUUCCAUUCUACCUCGAAGCAGUCAUGGACCUGGAUGCUUUGUUCAAGCCAUGA